AUGAGUUUCUUAUCAAAAUACAAGAUUGGUGGAGAAUUCCAAAGUUUUGGGGAUAGUAUUAUCUCAGAGCUAGAUGUGAUUGAGUACUGGAACGAUUUCCCCGAUGGACACAGAGAGAAUGCAACUAUGGAGUUUGUUGAAACUAUAGAUGCGCCGCAGAAGGAAUACAUCGAAUAUAGAGGGGAUUGUGGAGUAUUCGUAUGCAUGUUUAUGGAAAUGAUUAUUUCGGGGGUACCGGUGAAGAUUGAUAAGCCACGUAGAGAUGCAGGGUUUCUCUAUAGAAAUAGGAUGAAAAAUAUUAUUUGGGACACUAUAUAA
Lactuca virosa is the source of this 318-nucleotide messenger RNA. Lineage: Eukaryota; Viridiplantae; Streptophyta; Magnoliopsida; Asterales; Asteraceae. The record is from the annotation of a GenBank genome assembly.